AAAAGGUUCCUUUACAUGUCGGGAAUUAGUACCGACUGUCUCUAAUUGCCCUGAUACCUCGCCAUGGGCUCUGAAAUGGAUACCUUUGCGGCCCGCUUAGCCAGCUUUGAUAUAGUGCUGAAGCCGGAGAAACGCAGAUCUUCCGGCACAAAAACACCCAAAGCGAUUACAUGGCCGCACCAGCGACCUUCACCGGCUGAGUUAGCACACGCCGGAUUCUACUACAAACCAUACGAGACAAAUCCCGACAACACAACAUGUUUCGAGUGCCACCGGGCGCUGGAUGGCUGGGAGGAGGACGACAACCCCGUCACAGAGCAUCUCAAACAUGCUCCCGACUGCGGAUGGGCCAUUAUGAUGGACCUCCAACAGAGCAGCUCCAACCCCGCCUCCAUUGAAGACCCUACGGGCGACAGGAUUACACAAGCGAGACUGUCAACAUUUGGUACGGCAUGGCCUCAUGACGGGAAAAAGGGCUGGAUAUGCCAGUCAGAGAAGAUGGUCGAAGGCGGUUGGUAUUUCUGCCCUACAGACGACAGUAAUGACCUGGCCAGCUGUGUCUAUUGCAAGUUGUCUUUGGAUGGCUGGGAACCUAAGGAUGACCCAUUUGACGAACACUAUCGCCGGUCCUCUGAUUGUUCAUUCUUUGUCUUCGCCCAGCCACCAGGAAAGAAGAGCAAAACCACUCGUGCCAAGAAACCUCGGGUUUCCAAAACUUCCUCCCGUCUUUCAACUCAAUCUGUUGAUCCAGUUACAUCCGAAACGCCUGGUAUGGAAAUGGAUGACUCCAUGGACCAUAGCAUCAUGUCCCAAGCUACAACAAAAUCCAAAUCUACAAAGAAGGCACCCAAGAGCAAAUCAAAGGGGACCAAGACUAAGAAGGAAGAAUCAGCGGAGGUGGAAAGCCAAGUUGAAGCCAACGUUGAAGAAUUUGCCCAACCAGAGCCUAUCAAACCCAAACGUGCAGGCAGAGGAAAGAAGAGGCCCAGUGAGGAUAUCAAGGAUGAACCAAACCCAAUUGCCACCCAGGAAAGAGACCAAUCGCGGCCGCCAGCAGAACCCCCGGCGAAGAGACGCGCUACAAGAACACGCAGCAGCAGCAUCGCUCGCAACUACAAUUACGAACAUAGUGACUCUGCCAUGGCCGAUGCAGAGCCAGUGAAUGACGCUGCUUCGGAAGAAGAAACUAGCAGAGGUCGCAAACCCACGAAAAAGGGAACAUCCAAGGCCCGCAAGGUCUCCGAUGUGCCUGUUGCAUUAAAAGCCCCACCAAAGGCGCGAGCCCCUCGUGACUCGGAGAUCGAAGCAGAAAUUGAAGCAGGCCUCGAAGCAGAUAUCCCUGAACCUGCGCCACCCGAGCCUGAGGUCGAGCCGACCAUACAUGAUCAAGUAGAGGAAAUUAGUGAUCAUGAGAACCGUUCAGAUUCUCAUGUGCAACCGGUUGAUGAUGAACCGGAGGCACCUGAACUGUCAGCCCCAAAGACCAAGGUGGCAAAAGCAUCCAAGAAAAAGGGGACAAAGAAGACUAAGACCGAAGAGACGAUAAAAGCACAGGCGCCAGAGCCGCGAGAAUCUUCAGAACCUGGGGCUCCCCAUGCUCGGAAUGAUUCCGAGUGUCACGACUCCUUCAUCUCUGUCGAGAUUGUCAACAAGGAGCCGGAGGAUGCACCAGAGCCUGAAGGACCGAUGGACAAGGCUGAAUCAAAGAAGGGUUCUAAGAAGAAGCAUGCUACAUCAACCAAAGAGAAAAAGCCUAAGAAAUCCGAGAAAAAGGCAGAGCCAGCUCCAGUUCUUGAACCCACAGUCGAAGAAUAUCGCGUUGAGCCGUUGGCUGAGGAACAUGAUGAUGAAUUCGAGACUGCAGAUGAUUUACCUGACCAACUUGAGAUGAUCAACCCACCCCAGGAGCCUUCUCCCCCUCCACAAGAAACGUCUCCCGAGCCACAAUCUCAUCGGAAGACACCUAGUCUACCGCCAAAGACCGCCAAACGGUAUAGCGAUAUUCCACACGAAGAGCACCAUGCAGAGACCCUAGUCCAAAGCCAGACCUCCGCCCACGAAGUGGAUGACUCUCGGCGGGAUUCAAAACGCUCUAAUCGGGCAGUUUCACCACUUCCGCCCGCUCACCAAAACACUCCCUCGCUAUCACCUCAGUCAUCAGAUGCCGAAAACCGGCCUCCAUCGUCGCGGCCCUCAGCAUCCCGUCCACCUGUUCAAUCAACACCGAAGCAUCCCGAGUUCCGAGCCUCUCUGGCAGUUAGCACCCCAUCACCGUCCAAGCGCAACGCCAAUGGUGGAUUUGGACCUUCCGGCCAGCCAUGGACACCGGUGGAUAUUGAUGAAGUGCUGUUCGGAGAGGCUAGCGACAAGGAAAAUGCAGAUUUAUCUGGACUUUUCAACGGCGUGAAAGCUGGCUUGACCAGCCCGGAGAAGAAGAUGACAGUCCAAGAAUGGAUUGCGUGGAACGCAAAGAAUGGCGAAGAACGGCUGAAGAGAGAAUGCGAGCGACUUGUUGGUCAAUUCGAGAAGGAAGGUGGCCGAGCAAUGCAGCGACUCGAAGGCAUCGAGUGCACCGACUGA
Penicillium verrucosum is the source of this 2580-nucleotide messenger RNA. Its product is annotated as baculoviral IAP repeat-containing protein. The transcript has 5 exons. The record is from RefSeq and is a predicted model, not a curated record. Lineage: Eukaryota; Fungi; Ascomycota; Eurotiomycetes; Eurotiales; Aspergillaceae. Bases 64 to 2580 code for a protein of 838 amino acids.